AUGGUGCAGGUGGUACACCGCCACGGUGCGCGCAGCGCACUCAUCGACGACAACACGACGGAGAUUUGUGGCACC
This is a messenger RNA of Leishmania mexicana MHOM/GT/2001/U1103, 75 nucleotides long. RefSeq lists its product as uncharacterized. The annotation marks the transcript as partial. The record is from RefSeq and is a predicted model, not a curated record. Lineage: Eukaryota; Euglenozoa; Kinetoplastea; Trypanosomatida; Trypanosomatidae. The transcript has a single exon.